AUGGUCAUUGCAGUCUAUGCAGUCAAACAGGGCCGCGUCCCAGGCCUCUACACAACCUGGGAAGACUGUAAGCGCCAAGUAGACGGUUUCUCCCACUGCGACUUUCAGAAAUUCCCUUCACUCGCUGAAGCAGAAGCUUGGAUGCGCACUGCUGCACUCGCGGGGAAGAAACAAACAACCGCCCUACCACCCACGCAAGUCGCUAUGCCUGCUGAACGUCCUCAUACCGGUGGAAUGCGCGCAUAUAUCGGUGCUGCUUACCAAAAGAGCCCUCACCCAGAACUCGGAGUCUGGCCGGCGCGCGCCAGUUAUAGCGUGUACUAUGGGACGACGGCCAAGUUGGAGAAUCUCUAUGGUCGUAUUCGUGAUGAUGCGCUCACGAAGCAACGCGCCCUGCUGAUUGCCAUCCUCAAGGCCAUUGCAGCCUGUCCUACGCAUACAGCCUUGGAAGUCUGUACCGACUCUGGAUACGCCUUCGCUUGCCUGAUGGUGCACGCUAAGAAAUGGCAAAGCAACAAGUGGCGCAAUGCAAAACAUAAACCCGUUGUGAAUGGCGACCUGGUGCGUGCGUGUCUCAAUCUUGCAAAGGAUCGUAAAGUCGUGUUGACAGUCAAGGCAAUCGAACGCAAGACACACAACAUCGGUCUGGAUGCCGCUGCCUAUCUCGCACACCGUGGACUCUGGCAGGAAUCGAGUGAGCUUGAGGCUGGUUGGGUGCAGCUGGGUUCGAGCAUGGUGAGCAGCUUUACGGAGAGCAACUUUGGCUAUCGCUCUGCUUCUUCUCAAUCUGAUGUGCACAGUGAUGGCGUGAGUACUGUGCAUGGCGAUCGAGCUGCAUUCUCCUUUUGA
This is a messenger RNA of Protomyces lactucae-debilis, 849 nucleotides long. RefSeq names its product Caulimovirus viroplasmin-domain-containing protein. NCBI's taxonomy places the organism in Eukaryota, Fungi, Ascomycota, Taphrinomycetes, Taphrinales, Protomycetaceae. Bases 1 to 849 code for a protein of 282 amino acids. The record is from RefSeq and is a predicted model, not a curated record. The transcript has a single exon. Gene Ontology annotation, biological process: DNA replication, removal of RNA primer. Gene Ontology annotation, molecular function: RNA-DNA hybrid ribonuclease activity; nucleic acid binding.